Molecule: messenger RNA, 315 nt
Organism: Brugia pahangi
Lineage: Eukaryota; Metazoa; Nematoda; Chromadorea; Rhabditida; Onchocercidae
Source: the annotation of a GenBank genome assembly
AUGAUGACGUUUUUGUUUUCUAUUUCAAGUCGGCAUUCAUGGAGCAAUACUAAAUUUCUCUCACUAAAGGGAGAUUCGAGUCGAAUCCUAGAAAACCUACAAACUCCAAUCAUCUUCUAUACUAAACCAAGAAUGAAAUUACUAUCAGAAGUUUUCUUGAGUGUUUCUGCAUUUCAAAUGGAAGUAUUUUGGAAAGGAGUUAGCAAAUCGGAAGACAGAACAUUACGCUGUACUUGUGUGUAUUACCUUAACAAGAUUGUCUCAAUUGUUGGUGUGAAUGCAUUACUGAUGUCAUUGCUACCAACUGCUGCUUAA